ACUUCUGUUGCAGGCGAAACCCGCACGGGCGGGAGAGCGGCGCGCGGGUCACUAGCGGCACGUGCGGAUCCUCGGCGUGUCGCCGCAGGGUGCGGGUGCCCGCAGAGCCAGAGACCCAGCGAGCCAGCGAGCGACAAAAUUCACGCGUCCGGGACUUGCCAGGGCUCCAAAGCUGAUGCCCGCGGUGGCACCGACUGGAGAAUGGAUUGGGAUCCCGAGAUGCACGUGAAAAUGUGCAAGAAGAUCGCCCAGCUCACCAAGGUGAUUUACGCCCUCAACACCCGCCAGGAUGAAGCGGAGGCCAGCGUGGAGGCUCUGCGGGAAGCCCACCGGGAGGAGCUCCAGAAGGCCGUGGCGGAGACCGAGGCCAGGCUCCUGCGGGAACAGGGCCACGCCGAGGAGGAGGCCCUGCUCCAGCGCAUUCGGGCCCUGGAGAACGCCUUGGAGCUGCAGAAGAGGCUGACCCAGGAGGCGCUGGCUCAGUCGGCCACGUGCAGGCUGGAGACCAAAGAGAGGGAGCUGAGGGUGGAGGCAGAGCACGCCGAGCGGGUCCUCACCCUCUCCAAGGAGAUGCUGGAGCUCAAGGCCGACUAUGAGAAGAGGCUCCGGCACCUGGCGAGCCACGAGACGCCCCAGUGGGGCCAGCUUUCCCAGGAGGGCCCGGAGCCCAAGGGAGAGCCAGGCCACGGCCACGAGAUGCGGGACGUCCUCCUGGAGGUGGAGAGGCUGCGAGCGGAAAACCAGCAGCUGAGCAAGGACUACGCCAGGAAGGCUGAGGAGCUGCAGGCCACCUAUGAGCGGGACACCGAGGCCAUCCGGCAGGCCAUGCAGCAGUCCGUGAGUGAGGCCCUGUGGCAGUGGCAGGAGAAGGAGACGGACCUCCGCAAGAACUUCCAGGUCCAGGAGUCGGCCCUGCAGGCUCAGGUCAGGAAGCUAGAAGGGGAUCUGGAGCACAGGGGCCGCAAGAUAAGUGACCUGAAGAAGUAUGCCCAGAAGCUGAAGGAGAGGACUCAGGACCUAGAUGUGCAGCUCAAGGAGGCUCGGCAGGAGAACUCUGAGUUGAAAAGUACUGCAAAAAAACUCGGGGAGAAGCUGGCCAUUGCCAAAGACAGACUGAUGCUGCAGGAACGUCAUGUAACACCGAAAACCGAUGAAAUGAAGACAGAGCUAGUUGCAGAGAAUGAAGUCCUAGGGAAGGCGAAUGACCUGGAAGGCCGCAGUCUCCAUCCUCAGCAGGACCCGAACUUUCCCAAGGAGUGUCCAUGUACCAAAGGAGGCCCAGAGACACAGACCAAGAAAGAGGCAAGUAUUGAGACGGAAUAUAUGAAGAAGCAAUAUGAAGAAGACCUUCGUAAAAUCAAACAUCAGACAGAAGAGGAGAAGAAACAUCUCAAAGACCAGCUAGUGAAGCGCCUGGAAGACUUGGUAAAGAAGCACGCCAUAGAAAUCAAAUCGGUUCGCUCUUCGGUGGAGGCCGAGAGGAGGAAGCUGCAGAAGGAAGUAGAAGCACAGUUGGAGGAAGUGAAGAAGAAAUCAGAAAAUGAAAUCAAGCAGCUGGAAGAAGAGAAAGCAGCCCUAAAUGUGAAGCUCCAGAAUUCUCUGCUCGAGGUUUUAAGACUGGAAGAAUUUAUCCAACAGAAUAAGGUACAUCCCCGAAGAGGCAAAGAAAGGCCCCAGGAAUUGGACAGCCAGCGCUGUAGUAUUUUAGAGACCCAGGAUCCAUGCUCGAAGCUGAAUAAACCUCAGACCCCACCCAAAGGAGAAGAGUACCAGGAAAAGUUAGCAGCUGAAGAAGGAACCAGCAGUGAUGAAGAAGAAAGGAUCAAAGUGCCCCUCAAGGAAGGAGAUGGUCUGCAACCUCCACUGAGCUCUUUGCUGGAGGAGAAGGCACCCGACAUCCAGCGUCUGCAGGAGGAGUGGCAAAGCCAGAAGGCCAGAUUGCAAGCCCAGGUCUCCCAGAUGCAGCAGGCUCUGGAGCAGUGCGCCAGCAGCUACCGGGAGGACCUGCAGGAGCUCAAGCAACUCUCCGACCACGAAAGGGAGAAGCUGCAGCACGAGCUCCAGGAGACCGUUCAGCAGAACCAGGCCAUGAAAGCCCAGCUCGAGGCCUCCCACCAGCGAGCCUUGCGCAUGCUUGAGAAGGCCAAAAAUCAAGAACUCAAGGCCGCAGAGGAGCGCCUGAAGAAGGAAGCCAGCCACAGCCUGCAGAUCCAGCACCAGGCGCACCGGCUGGAGCUCCAGGCCCUGGAGGAAAAGGCCCGGCAGGAGCUCCAGGGAGAGCGGGAGAGGACGCAGGCUCAGCAGGCUCUCGUGUUAGAGUCCCUGAGGCAGGAGCUGUCGGAGCAGCGGGCCGCCUGCUCUGGGCACCAGAAAGACCUGGAGGUGCUGCAGGCCGAGCUGAGGGCUCUGGGCAGCUUGGGCAAGCCGCAGGCCACCGCCCAGUGUCCAGGGGACAGUGAGGACCACGCCGUCGCUGCAGAGGACGCGGGCGGCCCGGGCCAGGCGGGCUCCCCGAAGGGCGCCGCGGAGCCGGGUCCGAGCGAGGGCUGCGACCCCUGGGAGGAGAACUCGCAGCUCAAGGACGCAGUGCAGCGGCUGCGGGCCGAGGUGGAACAGCAUCAGCAGGAGGCGCUACAGCUCCGCGAGCAGCGCAGGCUGCUGGAGGAGGAUCAGCAAGCCCAACGGGCCCGGGAGGUGGAGAAGCUACGCCAGGAACACCGGAAGGAGAUGCAGGCCAUGGUGGCGGAUUUCAGCAGUGCACAAGCCAGGCUCCAGGCCCGGCUGGCUGCCCUGGAAACUGAACUGAAGGAUUCCGGAGAGAAACCAGGGAAGGGGGUGUCCAGGCCAGAGGACGUUCAGCUCAUAGGCCGCCUGCAGACCCGCCUGAAGGAGAGAGAGGAGAUCAUCAAGCAGCUCAUGGAGGAGAGAAGAUUUCACUGCGCAGCCUUCCCCAGCGCCGUGUCCCAUCGGAACCGGUCUUUCUCUUUCAACCCUCACCCAGGAUACUUGACCCCCUCCAUGAAGAAAAAGAAGCUGGAGGAAGUGCCCAGCCGAGUGGUCAGCGUGCCAAACCUGGCCUCCUACGCAAAGAACUUUCUGAGUGGUGAUCUGAGCUCCAGGAUCAACGCCCCUCCAAUAACGAAGUCACCCAGCUUGGACCCCAGCCCUGGCUGUGGCCAGCCUUACAAACCCACCCAGGCUCUAGAUGUGAAAACUGCCACAAGGACACAAGAUGGUGAAACAGCCCAACCCAAAGAAGUCCAGCAGAAACAGGGCUCUGCCCACCAGGAAUGGUUUACCAAGUAUUUCUCUUUCUAAACUGAGUCUCAGGAUUCCAUCACAAAGAGGACACCUGAAACACAUGUAAAGCAUCUGACUGAAGGAAUGAACUAAAAAACCAAAUUAACUUGCUUGUGACAUGAUUUAUAUAUAAUAGCCAAAACAAAUUUUGGCAUUAAUAUUUCAUACUGUUUCAUUGUGAAACCAGUGCUUAAACAAAAUUCUUGACAUUAAGGUGAAAAACAAAACAACAUAAACCAGUGUUAUCAAAAUGCACCCACAGGAAAUAUUAAUGUUACUGAUGACCCUCACAUUGUAUUUCUAGUGUCCAUAAGAUUUCAUUCCACUUUGUGGAAUAUCAGGCUUUGUGAUUUCCAUGAUCUACUUUAAAAGUGGUUUCACUUGUCCUUAGAAUGCUAGUCAUCUCCACUUGAAAAGUAUUUCUGUGUAAAUGACAGAAUUACAAAAUGCACAUUCAACCUCACUAGGAAGAAUAAAAGUUCGAAAUACUCAUGAAAACCAAUUACAAACACAAAACAAGGCAAAACUAGGAGUGGAUGACAGCAGCCCUUGGCACACUUUGACCGAGUGCUCUGACUUCCUAAGUCCAGGACCUGAAGUAGACGAGAGAGGGGAUAACACCUACCUCAAAAGGGGCUUUUGGAGAAGUAAGCAAAAUAGGAUAGGUAUGAUACCAAUCACGAACUGGAAUUAACCACUGCCAGAAUUUUUCUGUGAAUAACCGAGCCUCACUCUGUCAUAGGACUGUAGUUUCAACUUGGUCACUUGUGAAAGUUUCUAGAGUAUUCUUUGAAGUCAAAGAUCUACUGAGCCCAUAGUCUUUGGGCCUGGGCCCUUUGCCUCAUGGUGCAUUGCUUCCCCAUCACAUGGAUGCUCAGUACUGUAAGGGAAUCGGGACUGGCCAUUCAUGGUGCUGACCCAUGUCAGUCCACACUGAAUAGUCUGACCUUCUGAUGGAGCAGUGUGAUUUGACAAGACUCAAUACAAUUUGGGCGAAAUAUGUUCUCAAUCCUUUGGUGCUGGCCCCACACGUGGCCAUAAACAUUUAUUCUAUGCACUGUCAAAUCUUUGCUCUUUGAAUAAAACUUUAAACUGGGCAAUUAAAAAUGGCUGUGACUUGUAUUGUUUUCCCAAAGAAAGGUGAAAGUAGAUGAAGACAGUUUGGAAAUAAGAAAUUCACAUUAAUCUCAAUCAGGUCAACUUUAAAUGAAAAGUAGCUGCUUACAUAAUUUUGGGAGAAAUGCAAUUACAACUCAAAUUACAACUGACAAUUUAAAGGUAAAAUCACUAUCUUUUUUAAUGUUUUUAAGGUUUAUUUGUUUUGAGAGAGUGAGCACACGUGAGAGGGUAAGGGGCAGACAGAGGGGGAGAGAAUCCCAAGCAGGCUCUGACACACUGUCUCCAGGGCUCAAUCCCACCGACUGUGAGUCAUGACCUGAGCCGAAAUCAAGAGUUGGACACAAAACCAACUGAGCCACCCGGAGGCCCCUAAAGGUAAAAUUCCAUCUCUAAUCAAAACACGUGGCCCCAAUAAGAUAAUUUCUUAAAUGAAAAUACUUGUUACCAUACAUGUAACAUGCCAUGUUAUUUCUCAGUAUCAAUUUUUUUUAGCGAUCUUGUUUCCUGCUUAGGGUGAGCACUGUAGGAUUAUGCUUGCAUUCUGUUUUAAGAACUAAACUAGUUUUGUGUUUUAAAAACUAAACUACGUACAGAUAGUUGUACUGUUUAUCGAAACAUUCUUCCAACACUGCAACUACUGAUGACUAGCAACGUAGGCUGCACUUUAACUCGGCAUGACACCUGCUGCAGGGACAGAAUUUUAUUGAGACUCUACAUCUGUUUGAUUUCUUUCUUGUUGCAGGUGAGUGAAAGAUUCUGUUAAAUUUCUAGAUUCCACACUGCAAUAAUUGUAUCUGUUAACUAAAUCUGAGCAUGCUUCUAUCAUUUAUUUCCUUAGGACACAUUCCUUGGGUAUCUAAGUAAAGCAUCAAAGGAUACAUGCUUAAGCUUUUUGAUAUAAGCAGAAUUAUCAUCCAGAAAGUUUCUCUCAAGGUUCCACCUUCACCACAGUGAAUAAAAUCCUCUCUGUACCCUAGAUAAUACUGACAAAGAAACUCAAUUUGAUAGAUAAAACAUUCUUCUGGUUUUUGGGUAUAUAAUCAGAUUCCAUCAAUCUCUCAAGAGUGAGUGGUCCAGACAUGACAGUGAUGGCUUGGGGAAAACAGUGCAGAUGAAGAGAAAUGAACUGAUUCAGGAUUGAGUCAGGAGGGAGAAACAGCAAGAUUUGGUGAUAAAUCUUGUUAGGCUCUUUUAGGACAGAAGGAGGGGCUAACAUACGGCUGGAGCAAAACCGGAAAGGAAGAUUGCUGUAAAGUGUUUCUUAAUUAGGGUAGAAAAGACUGAACUCGCUCAAGAAAUGGCUGCAUAUUGUGUACCUGAACCCUUAUUAGCUGCUCUAGCAUUGAUGUAACAUCCAACACAGUAGUUGUGAGUGAGGCUACUUGGUCUAUAUUCUCUCCAGGAUCCACCUGGAUUCUGCAAGGGCGACGUUAGGAAAUUAAAUGGAGCUGUGAUAGGGAGCUGUCCCUGCAUUCUUCAGAUUUCUUAGGUAGGGCUAAUCUCCACCAUCACCCCUGGGGAUGCAAUACUAUUUUUGAUCUACUCCCUCCUGCUAGUUCCUCAGCUGUCUCCCCUCACCCUACAGGUGAUAAUCAAAGAUGCCCCAGGCACUCAGAGUGGCUGUUGACUGUUAAGUCCUGUUAGUCAUUAUCCCUCCAUGGGGAGUCAAGACAGUGAGGUGCUAACCAGCCAACUCCACUGUUCUUGUACACAGUAUGCCCCCUUACCUUCCAAUGUUUGGUCCUUGUACUGACAAUGUUCCCUUCCACUGGGACGUCUCCCUGUGGCACCACUGGUGGAAUCUUCAGCAAGUGGGCCACUGGCAACUACACCGCCAUGGGUCUUCCUUGCCAAUUGGGACAGUGCAUGAGCCAGUCCCCAGGCCCCAUCCUACUGCCUGCUCUCAGACCACGUCCACUAACAGCCAUGUCAGUCAGGUCCUCCAGGAGCUAUCUCCCAAGACACAAUCAGAAUUAGAAAACAUUUAUUCGGGAUUUCAAUGGCCCUCAGCCAAGGACCACCAGAAACACAUCUGCAGGGAGCAAGUUAGGUUUAUUACUUGUUGCAAUAGGGAGAAUGCUCAUUGUGGAGAUGGUAGGGCUUCUCAGAAAGUGGGUGUUAGAACCUAUUUCAGAAUUCUGGCUUUGGUGAGUGAUUUCAGACAGCCUAAGGAUGCAAGGGUGCACUCUAGAUUGGAUGCUGUAAACAAGUCGGGGCAAUUCUAUGACUGGGUGUCUGAAAGAAAAUUUUAUUUGUUCGGAGCACAGACUAGAGUGAAGAUAAAGCUGAAAAUAGUUAAAAAAAAAAAAAAAGGCAGUUACUCACUUCAGUCAGAAGAAUGUUUGGUGGGUUAACACUGUGACCUUAUUUUUUCUCUGAGCCUAGACAAAAUGAUGAGGUGCUUUUGUUUUGUCCUACUUUAUCAUGGUCUUGGAGCAACUCUGAGUUGGUAUUCUGAGACUGUUCAUGUCCAACAGGAGAAUAACAUGGCCUAGCUGGAUAAGUGUCCAUAACACAGAUCAGUAUCUGGAUGUCAGGGACAGGUUUUUCUUCCCCUUCUCAGGAAAAACCACCUGUAACAUAAAGGGAAGAGGAAGCCUAAGGCAAGAAGAGCCUUCAGACUAUGGUGCAGGGUGACACCAGUGAAAGGGAGGCCGAGGAAGAUUUGGGCAAAGAAGCUCAGA
This is a messenger RNA of Felis catus (domestic cat), 7103 nucleotides long. RefSeq names its product family with sequence similarity 184 member B (gene FAM184B). The coding region runs from base 202 to 3318 and encodes 1038 amino acids. The transcript has 19 exons. The record is from RefSeq and is a predicted model, not a curated record. Lineage: Eukaryota; Metazoa; Chordata; Mammalia; Carnivora; Felidae.